Messenger RNA from Sporothrix brasiliensis 5110, 687 nucleotides. RefSeq names its product RER1 protein. The record is from RefSeq and is a predicted model, not a curated record. Gene Ontology annotation, cellular component: Golgi membrane. Gene Ontology annotation, biological process: protein retention in ER lumen; retrograde vesicle-mediated transport, Golgi to endoplasmic reticulum. Lineage: Eukaryota; Fungi; Ascomycota; Sordariomycetes; Ophiostomatales; Ophiostomataceae. The transcript is spliced from 4 exons. Bases 1 to 687 code for a protein of 228 amino acids.
AUGAACUCCGCCGAGCCUGAGCAGACGCCCUUUGAGGCCGUGUCUGCGCAAACUUCGAAGCUGCAAAGAGUGCGUCUAGAUGGGAUCCCGAGAGUGUUGAGGGAGAAGGUCGCGGAGAGGCGGCGUGGCCCUGCUGCGAAGCGACGCUGCGCGGAGCGACUGGCGACUGCUCGCAGGCUCAGAUACCAGGCCCUGCUGGACCAGUCAACACCCUAUGUGACAUAUCGCUGGAUCGGCACCGGGUCGUUCCUGUUCCUCUUCUUCCUGCGCAUUCUCAUUGCGCAGGGCUGGUACAUUGUCGCGUACGGUCUCGGCAUCUACCUGCUCAACCUGUUCCUUGCGUUCCUGACGCCCAAGUUCGACCCGUCCAACGAGGCCCUCGACAACGAGAUGGAGGAUGGCACGGCUAGCACCCUGCCCACCAAGCAGGACGAGGAGUUCCGGCCCUUUAUCCGCCGCCUGCCCGAGUUCAAGUUCUGGCACUCGGCCACGCGCGCCAUUGGCAUCUCCUUUGUGUGCAGCUGGUUCAGCAUCUUUGACGUGCCCGUCUUCUGGCCCGUCCUGGUCAUGUACUGGGUCAUCCUGUUUGUCCUCACGAUGCGGAAACAGAUCCAGCACAUGAUCAAGUACCGCUACGUGCCCUUCUCCUUCGGCAAGGCCCGCUACGGCGGCAAGAACAACUCGUAA